AGACCUUGCCUUGAUCAACGCACAGUGAUAGAGAAAACAAUAGUAAACCCCCCAAUUAAAACUGAAAUAACCACAGAAAUAAAACCUUUCGCUUUUUUAAUGCCUCUCUCCCUCCCUCCCUCCCUCUUUUUCCUUUAUCAAAAAUCGUGAUUUCUUUUCUCAGUUUUUUUUUUAAACUAAAAGAGCUUGAGAGAGAAGUGAGAAGCUAGGCUAUGGUGGAGCAGAAACAACAGAAGAAUGAUGAUGAUGUGGAGAUAUUGUUUAUGAUGAUGAUGCAAUGGCCUUGCUGAAAAUGGCCCAACCGAGCAAAAUUACCAACAUCGACAAUGUCAACACUUCAACUCAUUUGCUACGCCAUAAUCAACAAGUAAACCCCACAAUGUUUCAUGAUUUCCUGGGUAUGAAAGCUUCAGAUUCAGCUGUCGUUCUAGCUCCCAAGGCAAAUGAUACAAGGGUCCCAGAAGCUUCCCCUUCUGCUUCAGCAUCUGUUGGUGCUGCCCGUGGAUCCUUCUCUUCCACCUCUGUUCUGGGUUCUGUUGGACAGGUGGGAAACCAUCUUGAGGGCAUUCCGUACUACGGUCCAAAGAGUGACAUUUCUGGGACAGAGAUAAGCAACAAAAUGGUAGGAAGUAAGAGAAGUAAUUCGGAUUCGGUUUUCAUGGGUCAUGAAUCUCUUGAAAGCUUGCAUUCGAUGAAGAUGCUCCAUAAUGGCGCUGGUGGGGAGCGAGCUAGAAAGGCAAAGAAGGAUGAAGUGUUGCACGGUAUGCAGUCAAUGAGGCCUUCUUCCGCAUCUCUUAUAUCACUGGCUCCCACCGGUAGCAGACCUGAAGGGAUUGCUUCCAAAUGGGAGCGAUCUAUCCCUGUUAUAGGCUCUGCAGUUCAGUAUGGCACAUGCAGUGGCCACUUUAUGCCUUUUAUGCAUCAAGUAUCAUCGGACAGGUUCAAAGAUACGAAUGUUGGUCCUGUUAUCUCUUCGGCAGCUGCUGAUGAAGGAUCUAGAACCGGAAUUAAAGGCCCUAGCAUUUUAAGCUCUAUUAAUGCUAGUAGUGUUCCCGCCGACAAAAACUCUUCUGGGGUAGUGCCAAUUGGCAGCAGGCCAGAAUCUUCAGUCCCUCCAAGUCGACAAGGAUUAACCUCCACCAGCCGACAAAUGACGAUAUUUUAUGCUGGCCAGGCUCAUGUCUUUGAUGAUGUGCAUCCAAACAAGGCAGAUGUGAUAAUGGCCUUGGCUGGAUCAAACGGAGGAUCUUGGUCGACAACCUACUCCCCUAAAUCUGCUACGAGGCUAGCUAGUGAAAACUAUGCAGGCAGUCGUGAACCUGAAGCUGUAGGAAACAUGCCGUUUUCACGGGAAUUUCGGGGGAGGGUAGCUGUUGCUGGUAAUACUAGUCAAGGAACUGGCUCCGGUGAACGAACCUCAAUGCCAACAGGGGUUCCUCAAGGCGCCAUUGUUAUGGAAAAAGAAGCAAGAAAUCCUGAACCAUGUACCAAUGAUGAGAGAGAGGUAUGAAGUUAAAGAGAGUUACUUAUCCAUGUCACCCUUAAUGUCAACGUAUGAAGUUAAAGAGAGUUACUUAUCCAUGUCACCCUUAAUGUCAACUUCUCCCUUUUCUUUUUCUUCCUUUCCUUUUUUGGGAAAUUUCUGCAUUAAUUAUCUUUUUUCUUCUUCUUAAAAGAACAUUAUUUAUAGAGAAGACAAUUGGAUUA
Hibiscus syriacus is the source of this 1707-nucleotide messenger RNA. Its product is annotated as protein TIFY 8-like. Gene Ontology annotation, biological process: regulation of jasmonic acid mediated signaling pathway; regulation of defense response; response to wounding. NCBI's taxonomy places the organism in Eukaryota, Viridiplantae, Streptophyta, Magnoliopsida, Malvales, Malvaceae. The transcript is spliced from 6 exons. Gene Ontology annotation, cellular component: nucleus. The coding region runs from base 278 to 1510 and encodes 410 amino acids. The record is from RefSeq and is a predicted model, not a curated record.